AUGAACACAGAAUCAAGUUAUCGAGCGGAACAAGUUACGACAAAACCAGCAACAAAAAAAGAAAAAUAUUUUAAAUUAACAUUUCAUGAGUUAUUAACUAUUUUGUGUGCAGCUACUGUUCCCAUAGCUAUUGGCAUUUAUACAACAAUAACGACUGAUCGACAAAGACAAGCAGCUGAAGAACGACGUCAAUUUGAUUUGAAACAAGCAACUGAAUUGCAACAACAACAAAUUCAUAAUGAUUUUAUUGAUAAUAUUUAUACAUUACAUAGAGAUGGUAAAUUAAAUGAAAUAUCCAAACCAUGGGCAUUUGCUAAAGCAUGUUACAGAGCUGCGCAUCGUCAAUGGGAUCCUGUUCGGAAAGCACAUGUAUUACAAUUUCUCAAAGAAAGGGUUGAUUGGGAGACAACAAUGCACAACAGGCUGCGAAGUUAA
Didymodactylos carnosus is the source of this 435-nucleotide messenger RNA. NCBI's taxonomy places the organism in Eukaryota, Metazoa, Rotifera, Eurotatoria, Philodinida, Philodinidae. The record is from the annotation of a GenBank genome assembly.